This is a messenger RNA of Naegleria fowleri, 1386 nucleotides long. RefSeq lists its product as uncharacterized. The record is from RefSeq and is a predicted model, not a curated record. The transcript has a single exon. The coding region runs from base 1 to 1386 and encodes 461 amino acids. Lineage: Eukaryota; Heterolobosea; Eutetramitea; Acrasida; Naegleriidae.
AUGAGGCCAGCCUUAAUGAGAGAAGGCUACUCCAUCUUUCACCUUCGACGAUCAUCAGCAGCCACAACAACAACAACUACCACACGAUGCUUCAUCAUGAGUCGAUCCGUUUUGAUGGCACUCUUCAUGACGACACUUUUGUUCAUCUUGUCUUUGAAUGUGGAAGUGAGAGGUGAUUUUGUUGAAAAACAAAUUCUCUCAACCACGGACAAUGAUGGCACCUUCAAUAGAUUCGGUACCUCGAUAGCAAUGAGCAAUGAUGGUUCCUAUCUGGCUGUGGCAAAAUAUAUGAGCUCCGUUUACAUUUACUAUAGAAGUAGUGCAGCGUCGAGCUAUACUCUUCAGCAUACCAUUACCGGAAAGGAUUUUGUAACAAACCCCUGGGGAACCAUUGUUGGGUACACAACGUCGUUCAAUGGAAUUCAAUCCAUUUCAUUGUCAGGUGAAGGUACAACCAUUGCCAUUGGGGCACCAAAGUAUGGAUCCCGAGGAUGUGUUUCAGUGUUCACCAAAAGCCUCUACUCAAAUGAUUGGUACAAUCGACAAGCUGACUGUCUGACUGCCACCUUAUCGAUAGCAAGCGUUCAGCAAUACAAUGACCAAUUUGGAUAUUCUGUUGCUCUUUCCUCCGACUCUUCAUUACUUGCCGUUGGAGCACCUAACAACCGAGAGGGAUAUGUGUACUUGUAUUCAAAAUCGGGCACAACCUGGAGUUACCUAACAAUGCUUUCUUGCACAGACCCUGAAUAUCAAUUUGGAACUUCUGUUAAAUUCUCUGUAGAUACAAGCGUGUUGGUUGUUGGAGCCAAGUUCAAGAACAACGGACAAGGAGCGGUUUAUGUCUUCUCUAAGGGUAACAGUACUGUGUGGUCGCAACAGCAAAAAAUUCUUCCUUCUGACCUCAAAGGAGUAUACAAGUUUGGAAGCUCAAUUGCAGUUUCAAAGGGAGGAAGUACCAUUGCAAUUGGUUCUUGCGAGGAUUCAUUGAAUGCCACUGACGUUGCUGGGUCAGUUUAUGUUUUCCAAAAACUUGGUCAAGCAAAACAAUACACUCUCACUCAAAGACUAUGGGCCAAUGAUAGUGUCACGGGAGACCGAUUCGGAUGUAAUGUGGUCAUGUCAGCUGAAUCAGAGGUUAUUGUGGUCGGUGCACAUACCAGAUCGCAUUUAGACCGGACCCUUACAGGAGCUGUUUAUGUGUUCCGACAAGUGGAUGGAAAAGAGUGGGUGCAACAUCAAAGAAUUGUUCCCAAUAGCUCCAAGUCAGAUGAAAGCUUUGGAUAUGCAGUUGGUCUUUCGUUGGACGGUCAAACUAUUGCAUCCAGUGGAGUGAAAGCAACUGUGAAUUCAGUGUCCGACAGCGGAAAGGUAUAUAUUUUCAAAUAA